This is a messenger RNA of Clonostachys rhizophaga, 1683 nucleotides long. Lineage: Eukaryota; Fungi; Ascomycota; Sordariomycetes; Hypocreales; Bionectriaceae. The record is from the annotation of a GenBank genome assembly.
AUGCCGAUCCAGUCACGAUGGACAGUGCCAAUUCCCGAGCAAUCUUUGCAAAAAUGGGUGUUUGGUUCAUCUUUCGGUCCAUUGCCUGAUCGUGUCACUUUCGUCGAUGCGGAUAACCCGGACACAAGAUCAUUGACCUUUUCCGAAUAUCGCCUUCUCUCUAAAAGAGUUGCACUUGGAUUGCAGAGGGCAGGCUUAGCCCAUGGAGACCGGGUACUGUUGUUCAGCGGGAACACUCUAUUCUUCCCCGCUGUAUUCAUGGGUGUUCUCAUGGCAGGAGGAAUAUUCACCGGGGCGAGCCCAGCAUUUGGGUCAAUGGAGUUCUCCCACCAAUUGGUCAAUAGCGGAGCUCGCUUUGUUAUCGCGGGAAAGAAGAACGUCCCGGUGGCUCUCGAUGCCAUGGAGAGAAACGGGCUAACAAAGGCCAGCUUGUAUGCCUUUGAUGAUGAGCUCAGCAGUGCGGGAGGUAUGAGCCAGCUUGUCAUAAAUCACUGGUCGGCCCUGCUGGCCAACCCGGAGGAAGCAGAGAGGUUUGACUGGGUUGAGCCCUCUGACCCACUAACAAGCACUUGCUGUCUCAACUAUAGCUCAGGGACAACUGGGCUGGCAAAGGGCGUGGAGAUUUCUCACUAUGCCUACAUUGCCAACGGAGUAGCCUGCCACUUCCUCGAGCAGCAAACCCCCGAGAGUAGAGAGCUGCUGAAGAUAUCCAAGAGUCUCUGCUUCCUGCCACUAUACCACGCAGCCGGGCAGACCACUUUUGUCGCGAACCAGCCCAAGCUGGGAGUCACGACGUACAUAAUGCCUGAGUAUAAUUUUGAGAAACUGCUACAGCACAUACAACGCUUCAAAAUCACCUCGCUCAGCGCAGCCCCGCCCAUCAUUCUAAACAUUGCGAAGAGCCCUCUAUGCGCAAAGUAUGAUCUGUCCAGCGUUCGAGACGUCACUUGUGGCACCGCGCCUCUGAGCCGGGAGGUCGCUGACGAGACGGAGCAGAAGCUCUGGCCGCACGGGGAGAAUUUCGUCCGACAAGGCUGGGGAAUGACGGAGAUUACGUGUGCCGGGCUUCUUUGGAGUACAGAAGAUAUGCAGAAAUCCAUUUCUGUUGGCGAAGCCGUUCCCAAUGGACAGUUCAAGAUAAUGGACGGGGAAAGAGAGGUCACAGAACCCAACAAGGUAGGUGAGAUCUGGUAUUCUGGGCCAACUUUGAUGAAAGGCUAUUGGCGCAAUCCGAAAGCCACGGCCGAGACAAUUGUAGAGGAUGGCGGAGUCAGAUGGAUUAAGACUGGAGAUCUUGCCUAUGUGGAUAGAUUCGCACCGGGGGCUAAAGUGUUCAUUGUUGAUCGAGUCAAAGAGCUUAUUAAAGUCCGCGGGUUCCAGGUUUCUCCUGCCGAGCUGGAGGGAGUCCUCCUUGACCGCAAAGACAUCGUCGACGUUGGUGUAGUGGGCGUCUUGGUUAAUGGCGAAGAAGUUCCUCGCGCCUAUGUUGUCAAAGGGGCGGAUGUUUCAGAGAGGGAGAUCAUGAAAUGGCUGGAAGGGAGGGUAGCCAAAUACAAAUGGCUGAGAGGCGGAGUAGUAUUUGUGGACAGUAUCCCUAAGACCUUGUCUGGAAAGAUCCUACGCCGAUCUCUACGGGAGAUGGCGAAAGCUAGCGAUGGCAAGAUCAAGGCAAAGCUCUCAUGA